This is a messenger RNA of Anoplophora glabripennis (Asian longhorned beetle), 1821 nucleotides long. RefSeq names its product eukaryotic translation initiation factor 2D (gene eIF2D). Bases 37 to 1722 code for a protein of 561 amino acids. The record is from RefSeq and is a predicted model, not a curated record. The transcript is spliced from 6 exons. Gene Ontology annotation, biological process: formation of translation preinitiation complex; translational initiation. NCBI's taxonomy places the organism in Eukaryota, Metazoa, Arthropoda, Insecta, Coleoptera, Cerambycidae. Gene Ontology annotation, molecular function: RNA binding; translation initiation factor activity.
UUGACAUUUGAUUUUUGAUUUGAAUUAAAAAUUAAAAUGUUUAAGAAAGUCUUAAAAAUUAAGAGUAAUAAUCAAUUAAAAGCAUCAGAGAGGAAAGCUUUUAAAGAUUUGUUGCUUAAAACGUUUCCUAACCUUACUGAAAAUGAAUUGAAUGAUUUUCUUCCUAAAAAAGAGGUUCUAAAUGUCGUCAAGCUUGUUACUGCUGAUGAUAUAACUGUACAAGUGUACACAGUCCAAAAAAGGCCUAUGGUUUUCGAAACACUGGGACGCUUGUUUCCAACAGUAUAUUUCUUGUGGAAAUUUCCAAAUAUUAUCUAUGCAUUUACAACUCACCAAAAAGUGACACAAUUUAUAAAUUCAGGAGCUGAUCUUAUGUUACCCGGAGUAGUAGUACCACCACCUCAAUCAGGCUUGCCAAAAUUCGGAUCCGUUUCAGAAAAUGAAACAGUAUAUGUAAAUUUAACUAAUAAUGUAGCAGCUAUUGCAGUUGGUGUAACUAGUCAAAGUUCAGGAGCUAUGUCAUUAGCAAACGGCAGAGGGAAAUGUGUUAUAAUUCGUCACUUUUAUGGAGAUAAUCUGUGCACCUUAGAUAAUACACCUAUAUUGCCUAUUGUUAAUUUAGGAUCACCUGAAUGGUUAAAGUUUAAAAGUUAUGAAGAUGAUUUCCCUGAACUGGGUGGUAGUUCUAAAAAACUGGAAGAAAAUGGAGAGUUGGAAGACGAAAAAAUGGAAAGUAUUAACGUGGAAGAUGAUUUAGCUCGAGAUGUGAAACAGCUAGAAUCAACUGUAGAUACGGUGGAAGAUAUGGAUGCUACAUUAAUUUAUUGUUUCUUAGGUGCAGUAAAGUAUUCAAAAAUAACAUUGCCAAUACUGACGUCAAAUUUUUUUAAAUUGCAUAUGCUUCCGUUAUGUCCAGAAAACAAGACUUUAGAUAUAAAAAAAACUUCGUUCAAGAAACUUAAACCAUUUCUGGAGAAAAUGGCUGAGGAAGGCAUAAUUAUGGUAAAAGAAGUUAAAAAAGGAGUAGAACAAAUCACUUCUAUAAAUCAAGAGCAUCCUAAAUAUAAAGAAUUUUAUAUUAGUCCUGGAAAUAGACCGAAAAAAGAAGACGAUGGAGCUAAUGUGUCUAAAACCGAUGUUGUUGAAUCGUAUAUUGUUACACAAAACGUUUUACCUCUAUUUCAGAUGGAAGGUUACAACAAAGGGGAUACUAUACAAGGUCCUGACGUUCGAAAAUAUGUUACCAAAUAUGUAAAGGAACACAACUUACAAGAUGAAAAAAAUGCCAGACUUGUAAAACCAAAGGAAGUUUUGGCAACUAUUUGUAAAACCACCCUUCCUAUAAAUUGGGAAGAAGUCGUAGAAAAAGUAUGCGAAUCAAUGAGAAGCUGUUACAAAGUGAGAACGGCGACUGAGGAAAUAAUCAACAAAGGAAAGGUCUCACCGAUUACUAUUUCUGUUGGAGUUAGAUCUGGAAAUAAAAAGGUCACGCUUGUUGAUAACUUGGAACUAUUUGGUAUACGCCUACCCGAUUUUGCUAAAGAGUGUCAACAUGGAGUAGCUGCUAGUACCAGUAUUAGUAGGCCCCCGGGCAAAAAAUCCGAUCAGCUCCUAGUACAAGGAAAUCAAGUUACCUUUGUGUAUGAUUUAUUAACAGAGAAGUAUAAGGUCCCAAAGAAAUAUAUACAGGGUUUAGAGAACGCUCCGAAAAAGAGAAAGUGACAGUCAGGUUGUUUAAAUAUGUCAAGUGACUUACAAAUGAGUAUAUUUUUUAAAAUUUUGAUUUUUUAAAAAAUAAAAUAUAAUAAACCGUUGAUAUUG